Manduca sexta (tobacco hornworm) is the source of this 1560-nucleotide messenger RNA. RefSeq names its product protein catecholamines up (gene Catsup). Gene Ontology annotation, molecular function: zinc ion transmembrane transporter activity. The record is from RefSeq and is a predicted model, not a curated record. The transcript has a single exon. Gene Ontology annotation, biological process: intracellular zinc ion homeostasis; zinc ion transmembrane transport. The coding region runs from base 156 to 1193 and encodes 345 amino acids. Gene Ontology annotation, cellular component: membrane. Lineage: Eukaryota; Metazoa; Arthropoda; Insecta; Lepidoptera; Sphingidae.
AGACGGCUGACGUCCUCUAUCAUUGAACAUCCUAAUGUCACGUAUGUUGUACUAACGACUGACGUAUCCAUAUUCCGGUCCAAAUAUCUCGUCACUCGUGUCAUUUACGUAUAAAGAAAUCAGUGCGUUUUAUCUACUUAUUGUAAGUUUUAACCAUGGUGUUAUCAACGAAACAAAAACUAUUAAUAUUUCUAGUUUUAGAACUAGUAGUUGCUGCGGUCUAUAGCCAAGUGCAUUCUCAUUCCCAUUCAGAAGAAAACCCAGCUUACAAGUAUUCCCAGCAAGCAAACCAAAAGUUUAAAGAACAAACAAUAGAACCAGAUUAUAACCUCUACGUCAGCGCUUUGGGUUCAACGCUCUUUAUAAGUAUUGUACCAUUUUUUGUUCUUUUCUUUAUACCGGUCGACGGUUCUAUAGAAAAACAACCGUUAUUGAAGAUAUUACUGUCCUUUGCAUCCGGCGGCCUUCUUGGUGAUGCGUUCCUUCAUCUUAUACCUCAUGCAUUGAUGUCUCAGGGAGAAGGAGCAGGACAUAGUCACAGUCACUCCCAUGAUGGAGGACAACAUGGCCCACAUGAUACCACAGUUGGUCUUGGUGUCCUAGGUGGCAUCAUAACUUUUUUAGUUGUUGAAAAAACUGUCAGAUUGUUUAGUGGAGGACAUGGACAUUCUCAUGGCAGUGAUAAGAAGAAAUCUGAUGACAAAUUGAAGAAGAAAGGAAAAGAUAAGAAGGAGGAUAUCAAAAUUGCAGGAUACCUUAACUUGGCUGCUGACUUUACACACAAUUUUACAGAUGGUUUAGCUAUUGGUGCUUCAUACAUAGCUGGACAGAGCAUUGGAUACAUUACUACAAUUACAAUUUUGCUACACGAAAUUCCUCACGAAAUUGGUGAUUUUGCUAUAUUAGUGCAAUCCGGAUGUUCCAGAAGAAAAGCUAUGCUACUUCAAUUACUGACAGCAGUAGGGGCUCUUUCUGGUACAUUCCUCUCUAUUUACUUGAGGGGUUCAGGUGAAGGCUUAGUAUCAUCUCUAAUAUUGCCUUUUACUGCAGGAGGAUUCAUUUACAUAGCAACAGUUUCAGUGAUUCCAGAACUUAUUGAAGGUUCAAAUAAUAAACUAUCCCAAUCAAUAAAAGAAAUCUUAGCUCUUUUAGCCGGAGUUUACAUGAUGGUCCUUAUAGCUCAAUAUGAAUGACUGAAAUAUAAAUUCAUUUUACUCUUUUAAUAAUCAUAUAACAUCACAAGAAUGUUUGAUGUUCUAUAAUCUACAUUCAAUUGAACAAAAUAUGAUUUCUUCAGUUAUAUUUAAAACCAUAAAAUUGAUAAUUUUACAAAAAAUAUUAUGUAAGUAAAACUUGUUGAACUUGAGGAUCAAUUAUUUAACAAGUUUAUUGUAACCUCGUAAUAUUUAGUUAUUUUUUCUUGUUAAGUAUAGCAAUUUUUAAACAAUGUUGUGCCUCAUGUUAGCAGAAUAUUGUACUUGUAUUCAACUACUUUAAUUAUUGGCAGAAGCAAAUAGUUCAAAAAAUUAUGACAAAAUAAAAACUAUUUUAGUGAUAAAA